AUUUCAAUGAACCUCACUUCAUUACCAUGUUGACGAUUCCGACGGAAACAGCCAUUUAAUCUGCUACCAAAGCUUUUACUUUAUUCAAUAAGUACUAAGAUAUUACAUUCUUCUGAAAAAAAGUAAAAUUAAAAACCGAGUAAAAUAUUUAUCCAUGAUAAUUAAAAAAUUAAGUACCUAACACAGUGAGGUAACACCUCCCCGACAAAUGUAUUAGUGCGCUUUUAAUAUUAAGCAGACCGAAUAAUAAAAUAUUUAAAAAAAAAAAAACGAUUUUUUUUUGGAUUUUUAAAUCUUUCUUACUUGUGAAGAUGAAUUUGCCUAAUAACAUAAAUCAAAUCGGAAAGAAGUGUGAUUUUGAAACUGCAUUAAAUGUAACUGGGUUUGGUAAAUACAACUUGGCGCAACUGGUAAUAUGCUGUCUUUUGAUCCUGGCGAUGUACAUCGACAUCUUCGGCUUCUCCGUGGCGCUGCCCAGCGUAGCGUGCGACAUGCAGCUCAACACUGCCCAACAGGGCCUGCUCUCUGCUGUGCCGCUAAUUGGUGUGAUGAUAUCUUCGUACGCCUGGGGCCUCUGCGCUGACACGCUGGGAAGACGGACAACUCUGCUGUUCGCGAUGCCAGCAGGAAUGCUUCUGAACCUGGGAGCCAGUCUUGCGCCGAACUACGCCGCUUUAGCUGCACUGAAGUUCUUCUCAGCAGGCUUCACCUCAUCAGCGAACGCCGCUGGGUUUGUUCUCCUGGGGGAGAGUGUUCCGAACAGGUUCCGGGGACGAUUCAUGUUCCUCAUGGCCAGCGCAACCAUGUACGUGCAGCUCGUCAUUUGUGUGAUCGCGUUACCAAUCACCAGCACAUCUUUCACCAUCGACGUCUCCUGGCUGGGUCUCACCUACCGACCGUGGCGGCUACUCCUCCAAGUCAUCUGCAUACCGGGUAUCAUCGGAGCCAUUGGCAUGUUCUUCUUAAAGGAAAGCCCUAAGUUUCUCUUGAGCAAGGGAAAGGAGGAAGAUGCUAUUGAUGUUCUGAAAGUCAUUUAUGUGUGGAAUCGAGGAUUGGAUAGAGAUACGUACCCGGUAAAAUCAAUAUUCCUAGAAGAGACAUCGAUGGCAGACAACGGGCACGUGUCGUUUCUGCGCAAGAUAUGGAAUCAAACGGCACCACUCUUCCAGCCGCCGCUGCUUAAGAACUCCCUCAAACUCUACUACAUCUUACUCUGCGCUUAUAUGACAUCCACCGGUUACACUAUGUGGGUGCCAACAAUGACGAACGCAUAUUUCGAUGGUGAGGACAGAACUGGUAAAGUGUUCUGCGAGGUGGCCAGUACAGCUGCUACGUCGACGUCCAACGACACGUCCACAACUGACUGCGACAGCGUCAUUAAGCCGAUGACUCUCUACGCGGUCAUGUGCUACUCUGGCAUUUCUGGCACCCUGAAUAUCAUGUUAACCUUCAUUGUUGGACCCCUGGGCAAGAGAAGAACCACUAUCCUAGUGUUCGCGAUCGCCAUCGUCAGUGGAAUAGUUCUGCUGUUCAUCAGGAUACCACUCAUGAGCAUUGCACUGUUCUACUUCUUCCUCUACGUGGCGCUCAUUUUGGGAAAUGUUAACACUUAUUUGGUGGAGCUGAAUCCUACGUAUUUGAGAGGCAUGGCUACGUGUCUGUCGGUGGUGGUGGCGCGCGGCUUCGGGUUCUUCAGCGUGCAGCUCAUCGCGAGCCUGCUGGCCGACCACUGCACGCCCAUGAUCGCCGGGUACAUCGUGCUUAUUGCAUGUGAGUUUUUUUGACUGGACUCUUCGUAUCGUUCUUCUUGCCGCCAGACAAACCGACAUCCAACAAAGAAAACAUUGAAAGCACCAAAUUAUAAUAUUAACUAAAUGGUUUAGGUAAAAUAAUAGAUAAUUCGUGUGGAUACUAACUUUUUGUAAAGAUUAAAUUUUAUGAAAUGA
Molecule: messenger RNA, 1946 nt
Organism: Maniola jurtina (meadow brown)
Lineage: Eukaryota; Metazoa; Arthropoda; Insecta; Lepidoptera; Nymphalidae
Product: synaptic vesicle glycoprotein 2B-like
Exons: 10
Coding region: 312-1784 (490 amino acids)
Biological process (GO): transmembrane transport
Molecular function (GO): transmembrane transporter activity
Source: RefSeq, a predicted model, not a curated record